Messenger RNA from Portunus trituberculatus (swimming crab), 3419 nucleotides. Its product is annotated as semaphorin-5B-like. Gene Ontology annotation, biological process: neural crest cell migration; positive regulation of cell migration; negative regulation of axon extension involved in axon guidance. Lineage: Eukaryota; Metazoa; Arthropoda; Malacostraca; Decapoda; Portunidae. Gene Ontology annotation, molecular function: semaphorin receptor binding; chemorepellent activity. The record is from RefSeq and is a predicted model, not a curated record.
ACGGGAAAAAGAAAAUGGAGAUUCUUUGGAACGAAAAAUGGAGGAGGAGGAGGAGGAGGAGGAGGUGGUGGUGGAAGAGGAGGAUGUGGGGAGGAGAGGAGGUGGUGUUAGUGGUGUUAGGAAUGUUGAGCUGCCUUCCUAACUUAAGCACUGCCACUAACACACACCACCACCACCACCGCCACCACGCCGCCGCCACCACCACUACUGCUACUGAUUUUGAUAGUUACGUCAGUUAUAGUGAGCUGGCUGGCACCACUGACAGGUUCACCAGGGCGGGAGUCACCAGUUUCACACAGCUUCUCUUUGACCCCACAAACUACCAGGUCAUCGUCGGGGCCAGGGACCACAUCUACCGGCUGAGUUUGACGGGGCUACAAGAGCUGGAGGAAGCGGGGUGGGCCUCUAACACAAGCACGGUGGAGACCUGCAAGAUGAAGGGACAGAGUGGCGCCAACUGUCACAAUUACGUGAAGGUGUUGCAUCGAUAUGGCCAGCGUGUCUUGGUGUGUGGGACUAACAGCUUCAGCCCCCUCUGCACCUGGAGGAGCCUGUCUAACUUGGGUCACAUUGAGUCAUCAGAGAAGGGGGUGGCACACUGUCCCUUUGACCCCCGACACAGCAUCACCUCCCUCGUCACCCCUGAUGGCUCCCUCUAUGUGGGCACCUUCACUGACUUCUCUGGCGUCCACCCAGGGUUCAUGAGGAUGCUGGGAAGUAGCCGGCCACUGUGGACACGCCCCUGGGAGACCAAGUGGUUGUCCUCGCCGACUUUCGUGGCCUCCUUCAUGGACGCUGGAUUUGUCUAUGUGGCCUUCACCGAGAAUGCUGAGGAGGCGCUGAGCUGUGGAAAGAGCGUCUACUCUCGUCUGGCCCGAGUUUGCCGCAAUGACCCGGGUGGAACAACCAUUCAGAACAACCACUGGACCACAUUUCUCAAGGCCCGGCUGUCCUGCUCUCGUCCUGGUCCACAUCCCUUCCACUAUGACUACAUACAAGGGCUGGUCCACCUCCCACAAGAGCAGCUCAUCUAUGGGGUGUUUUCUACUGCUGAGAAUAGCAUCGCAGGAUCGGCCGUUUGUGCUUUCAACAUGACAACAGUUAACAUGACUUUUGAAGGGCCCUUUAAGUUCCGCUCCGCCCACUCCUCCACCUGGGGCCCCAUCACGGAUGAUAACUCUCAAUUCCGCUGCGCCAACACCAAGUCCACCCACGAUGCCGAGCUGACCGCCAUGAAGUACCAGCUGAUGGAUAAACCGAUCGCUGGCCAGGGACAUGCACCGAUAUUCACUAUUGAUGAUGUUAGGCUAAGCCACAUCGCGGUGGACAUCGUAUCAACCCGCCAAAGUGGAAUGGUGCAUGUCAUCUUUGUGGCGGAGCGCAGCGGAAGAGUGAGGAAGCUGAGUGUGGUCCCUCACUGCCACCACCGCCACCACCACCCCUGCCCCUGCCUGCUGGAGGACCUGUCACCCUUCCCCCAUAACUCCUCCGUCACCCUGCACUCCAUGAAACUCCUCAGGGAUACGAGUUCACUAUACCUGGGGACAAGCGAGGGAGUGGUGCGCCUGCCCAUCCACCGGUGCGGGCGUUACAAGACCCAGCGCUCCUGCCUGUCAGCGCGGGACCCUUACUGUGGCUGGGACACGAACCGCCUGCAGUGCUCGCCUCCUCCAGGAAAGAACCCUCUGGUGACCUCGUGGCUGCAGGAGGUGAUGGAGUGUCCUGUUUCUGUCGAUCCUGUGGAUGGUGAGUGGAGCGGGUGGUCCCACUGGUCGCCCUGCCAACAGUCCGGCUCGGGGGACUCCUGCCAGUGCCGCCAACGUCAAUGUGACUCACCGGCACCGCGCAGAGGAGGCAACCCCUGCACUGGCCCACACAUUGAGGUCACCAAUUGCACAGUGCAUGGGGGGUGGACAGCCUGGUCAUCAUGGUCACAGUGCUCUGCUAACUGUGGCAUCGCAGUGAAGACUCGAAGGAGGACCUGUUCCAAUCCGGCGCCCAAACAUGGAGGACGUGUGUGUGUCGGCCAGGAACGCACGGAAAUAUACUGCCAUUCUUUGCCUCGCUGUCCUUCCUACACAGCCUUACCAGUGGACGGGGGGUGGAGCGAAUGGCAGUCCUGGCGGUCCUGCUCAGCGACAUGCGGGGGAACAGGAGUCAGACAGCGCCACAGAACCUGCACGCACCCUUCCCCAAAGAACGGAGGGUCGGAGUGCAUAGGCUGUGGCGAGGAGACCGAAUCCUGUGGCAGAUGGUCAUGUCCUGAGACCCGUCAACUCAGCACCUGGUCACCCUGGGUCGGAGUCAACACCACAGGGGAUUACGUGACCCAGAGGCGAUUUAGGGCUGAGUGCGUCGCUACAGGAAACACGAAGGAACCAUUACGUACCGGCGAUCUACAGCAGGAGGACCGUGUGUGUCAGAGAGGGUGGUGUGGUGGUGAGGUACGUGCGGUGGUGGCGUCGUCCCCCUGGAGUGAGUGGAGCAAGUGUGGUGUGCCGUGUGGUGGUGGCAGGCAGUGGCGGAGCAGGAAGUGUGGUGCUGGUGGUUGUGGUGGUGGUGACGCCUUCCAGGAGAGAGGCUGCAAUGAACACCCUUGUCCUGGGGUAUGGGCGUGCUGGAGGGAGUGGGGGAGCUGCUCUGCCUCCUGUGGGUCCGGGCGGCAGGUCAGGACGCGUCGCUGUGUGUCCUCCCAUAAUCCUUUCCAGGACGCCACAGACUGCACCGGGCCAGCCUCCUCACAGCAGCCCUGCCACGGUCACCCCUGCCCUGGAGAGGAGGGGUGGGGCGUGUGGUCUCUGUGGUCUGAGUGCGGCGGCGGCGGCAGCGAGGAACGCGUGAGAAUCCGGCACUGUCUCUCGGAUGACCCCAGCCAGUGCCGCGGCCUUGACCUGCAGCGAGAGGCCUGUGCACCUCUCUUGGACACCAACGCACCAGUCCUGGAGCUCCACGACACACAGAGCUCCGACACCACCACCACCAUCACCGUCACCACCCUAGUCUGGUCCUGCCUGGCUUGUCUGGCGGCUGGUGCUCUGAUUGGCUCCCUCACCACAUACCAUCUCUUCAUCCGCCGCACCCGCCACCGUCGCGUCCCAUCAUCACCACACUACAUCACCGCCAAGCCUAACCAUUAUGUCAGUGUGCCAGCUGGGGAGAGGGCUGGGACAUCUCCUGGGGGCUCCCUAAAGAGUGCUGGGGGCUUACGAGCUGCUAUUGCCGCUACGCUUCCCCUUAAGGAGUUCGACACGGCUACUAUUAAGAGGUCAAGUCACGGAAAUGGCCACCUUCGAGCUGAUCUUGAUUCCGAUACUAUUUUUAAUUUUUAAGUUUUUUUUUUCCUAUUUUCUUUUUUUCCAUGAUUUGAGUUUUGUUGGUUCUUUUUCGUUUUCUCAGAUUUGAUUUUUUUUUUCCCCGAU